This is a messenger RNA of Mercurialis annua (annual mercury), 2527 nucleotides long. Its product is annotated as histone-lysine N-methyltransferase, H3 lysine-9 specific SUVH5-like. The coding region runs from base 571 to 2457 and encodes 628 amino acids. The transcript has a single exon. The record is from RefSeq and is a predicted model, not a curated record. NCBI's taxonomy places the organism in Eukaryota, Viridiplantae, Streptophyta, Magnoliopsida, Malpighiales, Euphorbiaceae. Gene Ontology annotation, molecular function: zinc ion binding; histone methyltransferase activity; protein binding. Gene Ontology annotation, cellular component: nucleus.
GAAACCGUAUGUAUGUUGGGCCUAUGAGAUAUUCAGCCCAAUACAAAUACCUAGCCUCAACACACCUCGCUAUUUGCUCUUUAAAUUUGGCCCAAAAUAUAGGAUAUAAUUUAUAACCGUUAUAAAUAUUUGAAUUAUUUUUAAAAUUUUGAAAUUAAAAGAUAGUAAUGGCCCCUCGAUUUCUGCAACUGCAACUCUAUAGACUCUAAGUCUAUUUCUGCACUCUCUGUAACCGCCUCACCCACUACGCCACUACUGUUACCGCCUUACACAUUACUCUGAGAAACAUAAAGGAACUACAAACUUUACCAAAGAAAAAUUUCUUUUUUGUUUUUUCACUGAAUCAAGAAUCAGCAGGUACUUAAUUUCAUUUCCAACUUGUUUGUUUCUCGGGAAAGUUCUGUUCUUGUAUGGUUCAUAGUGUUUGUAAAUGCUGCAGUGAAAUCAAACGAAAAGUCUUCUUUUUCUUUUGCUGUUUAGGGUUUUAUUACUGCUCAUUUUUUUGAGUAAAAAGAGUAAAAACUUUUUUUAAUUUUUCUUCUGUGAAUUUUCUUGCGACUUGUCAAAAGUAUGGUGCAUUCUUGGAGUAAGGUCAAGCGCGACAGACCAGACGAAACUCGUCGCCAUUUUUAUAGAGGGUGUGGCGGGUCUGGUCAGAAUAUAGUAGAAGGAAAUGAUAAUGUAAAUCAUUUCCGAAACCCUAACCCUGAAGCAACUACGUAUAACCAGAGGAAGAAUGGGAAAGAAAUUUUACCAAAUCAGGGUUUUAUUAAUCCACAUUCCAUGAAAAGGAAUUCUUGUUCUGUUUUCAAGAAUAGGGUCUCGGCCGACAGGAAGUUUUUUGAGGACAAGAAACGACCGUUGGCUCACAAUGUUAGACAUUAUGCUAACUGGAGUGAUGCGGUUUCAAGUACUAGCAAAGAGAAGGUUAAGGAGGCUUUAAGAUUGUUCGAUGAGACGCUUAAGAAAUUCGAAGAUGAUGCGAAGGCGAAAGGAAGAUCGUUUAACAUUUAUCUGCAUCAAGAUGCUGUUACGGAUUUUGGGAAGCAUAGAUGUGUCAAUACGAUCAAACGGGUGGGAUCAGUUCCGGGAGUUGAGGUUAAUGAUAGGUUUCAGUAUAGAGCUCAAUUGUAUGUAAUUGGGCUUCACCUUCAAUUACAGAAAGGGAUUGAUUAUUUGAAGGACGAAAACGGGGUUUUGCUAGCAACGAGCAUUGUUGUAGGUGAUAAAUAUAGUAAUGAAAUGAAGUCGUCUGAUGUUUUGAUAUAUUGUGGUCAUGGUGGCAACCCGAAGGUUCAAAAUCAAGGGCCGCUUAGAGAUCAAGUGCUUGAACAAGGAAAUCUUGCGUUGAAGAAUAGUAUGGAGUUCAAAAGACCGGUAAGAGUUAUUCUUACUGAAAGUAAGAGUUCCAAAGCAUGUGUUCUAGCAGGUCGAAAGAAGACGACUUUAGGCAGCAGUUAUGUAUACGAUGGGCUGUACUUAGUUGAGAAAAUGAAGCAGGAAAGAGGGGAAUUUGGAAAACUUGUUUUUAUCUUCGAGCUGAGAAGAAUGCCAGGGCAAGCAGAACGAACUAAUACAUUUGUAGGCAAAUCAAAAAAUUGCAGAUCCAAUAAAGAUAGUCGAAUCGUGAAUGAUAUUUCUGAAGGUAAAGAGAAGAUACCGAUCCCUGUGGUGAACUCAGUUGAUGAUGAGAGGCCCUCAGAAUUCACUUACAUUGCCCAAAUUGCGGAGCACGAUCAACCUAGGUUGAGCGGUUGUGACUGUGGUGGUAAAUGCUGUAGUUUUGAAGAUUGUUUGUGCAAAUCAAAGAACGGAGAAGAAAUUGCAUAUGAUGCUUCCAAGCGUCUUAUCAAGAAAAAGCCCCGCAUUUACGAGUGUGGCCAUUCUUGCAAGUGUUCUGAUUCUUGCACUAACAGAGUGAGCCAACUUGGCAUUCAGCUUCAACUCGAAAUCUUCAAAACUGAUUCAAAAGGAUGGGGGGUUAGAUCGAGGUCUUAUAUUCGAGCUGGAACGUUUAUAUGCGAAUACGUAGGAAGAAUUGUUGAAUCCAAUCAAGCAUACAAAACGUUCGGAAGUGAUGAGUAUAUGUUUGAUGUGGGAGAGAACUACGACGAUCGUGUUCGCAACAUUCAAGCUGUUCACGAGGCUCGUCAUCGCUAUUACGAGAAGUCGAAUUUCUUAAAGAAAGAAUGCGGAAUCACCAUUGAUGCAGGGCAGUACGGUAAUGUUGGAAGAUUCAUUAACCAUAGCUGUAAUUCAAAUCUCCAUGUUCAAAAUGUUUUCUAUGACAGUGUAAAUCCUCAUGUAAUGCUGUUUGCUAAGAGGGACAUUGCUCCUCAGACAGAGUUGACGUAUGACUAUAAUUGUAGGUUAGCAGAAGUUAGAUAUUCGAAUAGGAGUGUGAAGGCUAAGAAUUGUAUGUGUAAAUCUGUUAACUGUGUUGGAAAAUUCUGCUGACAUAGAAUGGUAGAUUGGUGUUGAUGAAGUAUGUGUUGUAUAUUUUUUUUGGUCAUGUUGGUUCUGUAAA